GGAGGAUACAGGGGCCGGUGUGAAGACAUGAACUUCAGCAACUUCUUCACAUCCGUCGGUUGAGUGCUCUGUCAGCCAUGCAUGUAACAUCACAGCUCCUCAGGGGUUUGCCUCGUGCCAAGGUCCUUGCCUCCAGUCUGUCACCAUGCCAACAACACCAGUCCCAGUUAGGGCCCAUCAUUCAUCGACCUGCCUCAAAGCGGCCGUCCCAUUUGUGGCAGAGUCAGCAGCACUCAAGAUGUUACCAGACAGCCUCAGUGCUCCACAGCUACUUCCUCACUCCGCCACAGGUCAACUCCAUUCUGAAAGCCAACGAGUACAGCUUCAAGGUGCCAGAGUUUGAUGGCAAGAAUGUGUCAUCAGUGAUGGGUUUUGAGAGUAAUCAGCUGCCAGCCAACGCUCCUAUAGAAGACCGCCGCAGUGCCGCCACAUGCCUGCAGACACGAGGAAUGCUGCUGGGUGUGUUUGAUGGUCACGCUGGCUGUGCCUGUGCACAGGCACUGAGUGAGAGGCUUUUUUACUACAUAGCAGUGUCAUUGCUGCCCCACGACACCCUGUGUGAGCUGGAGGCUGCAGUGGAAGCUGGCAGGGCCCUCAGUCCCAUCCUGCAGUGGCACAAACACCCCAACGACUACUUCAGCAGGGAGGCUCAGACUCUCUACUUCAACAGCCUUCGAACCUACUGGCAGGAGUUAAUAGAUCUGACCAGCCCAGGUGAAGUUCCAGACACCCGGGAGGCGUUGCUAAAUGCCUUCAAAAGGCUGGACAACGACAUAUCACUGGAGGCUCAGGUUGGAGACCCAAAUGCCUUCCUGCAUUACUGGGUUCUCAGAGUGGCCUUUUCUGGAGCGACAGCAUGUGUGGCUCACAUCGAUGGACAAGACCUGUUUAUAGCCAAUGCAGGUGACGCUCGGGCUGUUUUGGGGGUGCAGGAGGAGGACGGUUCGUUCACAGCUCACACACUCUCUAAUGACCACAGCGCUCAGAACGAGGAUGAGAUGGCUCGGAUACGGGGCGAACACCCUCCAUCAGAGAGGAAGACAGUUAUACGACAGGACCGGUUGCUCGGCCUCCUCAUGCCUUUCCGUGCAUUUGGGGAUGUGAAGUUUAAGUGGAGUAUUGAGCUGCAGAAGGGUGUGCUGGAGUCUGGGCCCGAUCAGCUCCAUGAAAAUGAGCACACAAAGUUUAUUCCUCCAAAUUACCACACUCCCCCCUACCUGACAGCUGAGCCUGAGAUCACACACCACAAACUGCGGCCACAGGAUCGCUUCGUGGUGAUUGGUUCUGAUGGCCUCUGGGAGGUCCUCCACAGACAGGAAGUGGUUCGUGUUGUUGGGGAAUAUUUAACAGGGGUGCACCUGCAUCAGCCGCUCAAAGUUGGAGGCUACAAGGUUACCCUGGGACAGAUGCAGGGGCUGCUGCACGAGAGGAAGGCUCGCGUGUCUUCUGCCUUUGAGGAUCAGAAUUCGGCGACCCACCUGAUGCGCCAUGCAGUGGGUAACAAUGAGUUUGGCACAGUGGACCAUGAGAGGCUUUCUAAAAUGCUGUCUCUGCCUGAGGAGCUUGCCCGCAUGUACCGCGAUGACAUCACCAUCAUCAUUGCUCAGUUCAACCCUCAUGUGAUUGGAGCACAGAGACAGGACCAGCAGUCCUGAGCUGUGUGAAAGCCAUCCACCGUGUCACACUGAGGAGAACACACAUGCACACACACGUCUGUAACUGUGUACUGUAGGUCUACCAACAAGCACACUCUGCGGACAAACAAUCCAUAUUAAGAAAAUCUCAUCUGUCCAGCAGUCAGGAUGAAUUUGUUUUAACACUAUUUAUGUGAAGACUUUGUAUCAUUUGUAUGCAGUGCAAGAGAAGAUCCAAUUUCUUAUGAAGUUAAACAUCUCCGUUAAAGGCUGGAUCAAAGUCUCUUUCAUAACAUAUGAUUUAUGCUGCCAAUAUACCUGUUUCAUACUCACCUCACUAUAUGGCUGACAAGAUGCUGUUACAAAUGGAUUUUUGUGCCAAAACAUUUAACCUCCUCGUCUGCGGGAAGACUCUUUGUGGAAAUGAUAGAAAUUCCAAAGAGGGUGAAUGCCCCCCCCCCCGACCCACAAGGUGCCCCAAGAUAAAUCUGAGGAUACACAAGAUGAUUGUAGGGAUAAAGAAAGAAGACGUAUACACCUGUUACACAAAAUUCUAUUUAUUUUUCUGAUUUUAAUUAAAUACUGGAUACUUUUGUCUCUUUGGGCCUCUAAAAUCUUUUAACUGAGACAGAAGGAAUGUGGUUCAACUGCUUAUAACAUUUUAAAAGGGUCACAGUAAUUGUUUUACACUUCAAAUGCAGUGUGCUACAAGAUGGAGCAAAAAACGAAACUGUCCAAAUAUUUACAGGCGUUACUGUGUUUUUAACAAAUAUUUUACAAUGCACCACUACAGGUGGAAUGACACGUACUUGGCUUCUCUGUUGUGUAAAGUAAUAAAUAUAAAGCGAAUUGUUCCAUUUUCUGUACAAGACUAUUUUGCAAGUGAAUCUCUAAACAAACACACUGAGCUCAUAUCGCCGUCAUGACAUUAGAGUUUGAGAAUUCUUUUCCAGGGCUUGUGGCUUCAAAGGGACGCCUGUUAAAACUUUUCAUCUUCUGUUCUUUGUGGCAGGUCAUUUGCUGUUUGGUUUACAGUUUUUACUUUCUGUGAUGGUGAAAGCAGAAGCAGAUCACUCUCCUGUGACUCUUCCAGUAAAACUCUACUCACAGGGUCGUGGCUGUAACUGUUCUGUAUUUAAACACACAAAUCAACAGAAUGUACAUUUGAAAGAAGCUGUUUGAGUAUUAAGAGUUAUUUAUUCAGCUUGAGCAUUAUGUUACACGUCUUAAUCUACAGUUGUAUGUAUAAAUUGUAACUUAUGUGGGUUAAGUUUUGUAUAUGGAAUGGUUAAAUAAAACUGUGUACAC
Messenger RNA from Scomber japonicus (chub mackerel), 2942 nucleotides. RefSeq names its product pyruvate dehydrogenase phosphatase catalytic subunit 1 (gene pdp1). Gene Ontology annotation, molecular function: cation binding; protein serine/threonine phosphatase activity. Lineage: Eukaryota; Metazoa; Chordata; Actinopteri; Scombriformes; Scombridae. The transcript is spliced from 9 exons. The record is from RefSeq and is a predicted model, not a curated record. Bases 78 to 1655 code for a protein of 525 amino acids. Gene Ontology annotation, biological process: protein dephosphorylation.